UAUUGAUGGAUUUAGGAUGGAAAAGCUGGACCUAAAACUAAGAAGCAGUCAAGCAAAAACCAUUGGGACUGUGGUCUCAAUUGCAGGGGCAUUAACGGUGACUUUAUACAAAGGUUUGCCUAUAACAACUCAUGUGAUGCGACACAACUUAUUUCUCUCAUCUCAACAAUCACAAUGGCUACUAGGAGGAUGUAUCCUAUCAACUGCUACCUUUACUGCUUCAGUCUUAAUUGUUAUUCAGACAUGGACAAUUAAGGACUACCCAGAGGAGCUAAUUCUAAUUAGCAUUGCUACCAGUUUCUCUUUAUUCCUAUCUUUCGUAGUUGCUUUCAUUGCAGAGAAAAAUCCCAAGGCAUGGAUACUUAAGCCUGAUAUGGAACUGGUGUGCAUAUUGUGUACAGCCAUUAUAACAGUAUGUACACGAGGUGUGGUUGAUGCAUGGGCAUGUAGAAAGAUGGGAGCUGUAUAUGUUGCUAUGUUCAGUCCUUUAGGAAUUGUGUUUGCACUUGUUAUGGGGAUUAUAUUUCUGGGAGACACUCUUUAUCUUGGAAGUGUGAUAGGAUGUGCUGUAAUAGCUAUCGGAUUUUAUGCUGUAUUAUGGGGUCAGGCUCAAGAGGAAAAUAAGACUAGUCAAAAAGAUGGAGCCUAUGGCAUUAUCCCUUCAUCUGAAACCACCCUCUUACUGCAUACAAGCAAAGACACAAUGAUAACAUAAAAGCUUUGAGGACUUUUAUCCUUUGAUGGAGACAGACAUUCUUAGAUAGUUGAAGUGAAGUCCAAUAUCUUAAAUGUUUUUGCCUUCCAUUUCAAGAGUGCUUGAUACCGGUCACAACUAUAGCAACUGCCAAUUCUUGAAUAAAAUUUUCAUGGAAAAUAAGCCGUAGUACAUUCUUUAUUUCUACUUUAUUCUUAUAUAUUUAUGUGA
Messenger RNA from Vigna umbellata (rice bean), 925 nucleotides. NCBI's taxonomy places the organism in Eukaryota, Viridiplantae, Streptophyta, Magnoliopsida, Fabales, Fabaceae. The record is from RefSeq and is a predicted model, not a curated record.